Molecule: messenger RNA, 3108 nt
Organism: Mugil cephalus (flathead mullet)
Lineage: Eukaryota; Metazoa; Chordata; Actinopteri; Mugiliformes; Mugilidae
Gene: dcun1d3
Product: defective in cullin neddylation 1 domain containing 3
Exons: 5
Coding region: 636-1622 (328 amino acids)
Biological process (GO): protein neddylation; positive regulation of ubiquitin-protein transferase activity
Cellular component (GO): ubiquitin ligase complex
Molecular function (GO): ubiquitin conjugating enzyme binding; cullin family protein binding; ubiquitin-like protein binding
Source: RefSeq, a predicted model, not a curated record
AUGUAGCUCCACUCAAUGACUAAAACGGGGAAGCACAAAGAAACUGGCUGCCUUAGUCCGGGAUGGUGUUUUAACUCAGACCAAAGAACGGAUACAACUGGAAACGGAUUCAAAAGCGAAGUGUAUCUGCUAGCUUUUUUCUUAGUUUUUUUCCCAGUGGCGGAACAGAAUACGACAUUGAUGUGAAGUUUUUUGUCAGCUGCCUGCUAGUUAGCUAGCAAUCUGAGUUAACGCGACGAGUUUGCCUCAGGUCGUUUCUGGUCCUAUAGGGUAUUUUCACCCAACUUAUUUGAACUGUUUAUCAUACUGGCAUCCCCGAAGUGAUGUACACCCAAAUUCCACACCGUCUAUUUUCCCAAAAAGCACUGCGGAUGUCAAGGUCACAAUGAUGGAGCACAAUAGAAAGACAAUGCCAUCUGAAGGACUGUCUGGUUUUUAAUUCUGCCAAUUAAAGACCUGGAUCGUGGCAGAUUUGGCACAGGUAGCCUUACUUUCUGACCUUCAGUGUUCAAAAAAUGAUCCCUGGCUGAGGGUAUGUUGAGACGUCUCACCGGACCAGAGCAGAGGCGUCUAGGCGGUUCGGACGGGGACUGAAGGCGAGGAGGAAAGACAGUCGAGGGACCAGGGAGGAAGACAUGGGCCAGUGUGUCACCAAGUGUAAGAAUCCAACGUCCUCACUCGGCAGUAAGAGUGGAGACAAGGAGAGCGGUUCCAAGUCCCACAAGAAGGGUGGCAGUUCUGGGAGCGGUGCGGGCCACAAAGAAGAGCCUAGUGCCCCGUGUAGCAAACCCACCAGCGAGCUUUCAAAUGGCACCAAAGCCUUAGAGGUUACCGUGGAGACGCCCAUCAACGCUGCAGUGUUGGGGGAGCCGCGCAAGGAUGAGUGUGUGGAUGUAGAUGGGCUGUCAACGCUGCGCAUUGAGGAGCUAUUCUGCUGCUACAAGGACGAACAUGAAGACGCCAUCCUGGAGGAAGGCAUGGAGAGGUUCUGCAACGAUCUGUGCGUGGACCCUGCAGAGUUUCGUGUGCUUGUUCUUGCCUGGAAGUUUCAAGCAGCCACCAUGUGCAAGUUUACAAGGAAGGAGUUCGUUGAGGGCUGCAAGGCCAUCCAGGCAGACAGCCUCGAAGGUAUAUGCUCACGUUUCCCCUUCAUGCUGGUGGAGGCCCAGGGAGAGGAGAACUUCAAGGACCUGUACCGCUUCACCUUCCAGUUUGGACUGGACGCCGAGGAGGGCCAGCGCUCGCUUCAGCGCGACAUCGCCAUCGCCCUGUGGCGCCUGGUUUUCACGCAAGACACGCCUGCGAUCCUGGAGCGCUGGCUGGACUUCCUGGCGGAGAACCCCUCAGGGAUUCGGGGAAUCUCGAGGGACACCUGGAACAUGUUCCUCAACUUCACCCAGUCUAUCGGGUCUGACUUGAGCAACUACAGCGAGGACGAGGCCUGGCCCAGCCUCUUUGACACCUUCGUAGAGUGGGAGCUGGAGCGCAGGAAAAAGGAGGAGGAACAGGCACUGAUGGCGAAGGAGGAGGAGGGGAGGUGUACUGAAACAGAGUGUUCUCCCACUACAGACAGACUUGAAACAGAGGGAAGCCGCGGCUCACAGACGUGGGGGGGCCACUGACCAGGAAACAUGAAACAUUUGUAAGGGGAGAGAAGGAUAUGACCUAUAAGUGAACUGUGCAUCUGUGAAUCAUUGGAUGAAUAUUAGUAUUACCAUUACAGCUGUUCAUUUCGCUCUCCUUUUCUGUUAGGGUGGGAUUCUUUUUUUUUGUUUGUUUUUGUUUUUUGAAAGGGCUCUAAGAACUGUUAUGUUUUAAGCACUUCUAUUUAAGUUAUUGUUUUAUUUUCUCUUCUCCCAUUUAUGUUUUCAGUAAUUGGACACGUGGUCCAUUUUAAUGUAUACCUACCUACCAUAACCUAGCAGAGUUAGCUCUGUAAAAGCUUGGUUUUAAAAACGGGCGACAGAAAGCCAUAAACUUUUUCCAACAACGACGACAUCCACAGGUGAUGUUCACUGCUGACACAUUAAACAAGAAGGGAAAUUUUGGCACGUGGUCUACAAAAUAAUUGCAUUACUACUAAAUUGAGAUUGGCCAUAAAAGUCAAGGGCAAGUGAAAUGAUCUUGAUCGGACUAAUGUAGCUAGAUAGUAUUUUUUUAAUCUUGCAGUGCUGUGAGGAAGAAUCGGGUGCGCUGGUAUUGCCUUCACAACUUUUUGCCUGCAAUUACACUGUGGGCAGUGAUAGAUUACAAUUUUAUCCCUGGGGGAUUUUUAUUUUUAACAUUAAUACAAAUGACAUUCGGUUAAUUUAUCAAGUUUCAACAUUCAUUUUUUAAAUCCAAGUUUGUUUCCACGGUAACAGACCCACCCUCUCUUCUGUGUUGAGUGUUUUUGAGUGCUACUAGCGCAGUGAGCAGCUUAGCUUGCUUAAGCAGCUGCUGUGCUCCCCUUUUGACCUCCAACAUCUACUGUUUUGAUGUCCACCUAUUUUCAAGAAGAGUAUACAACGGAAUCAUGUUGCCUCUUUGAUGUUGUUUGAGAAAGUCUGUACUGCAACAAAUCGGUUCAAGCUCGGUCUUGGUCAUUUCUCGACAGAAGUUGCUAGAACCUGCAUUACAUUCAGGGCCGUUACACUGGGCGCCACGUAAAGCUUAUAUUGUUUACCUUCAGGAGUCUUUGCAUCCUUGAACUGCUAUACAAAAAAAAAAUGUGUGCACACUUAACAAAUAACAUUGACUGCUGCUGGCGAUGGUUGUAUUGAAUUGCACAAAAAACCAAUGGCAUGCUAAUUUGCUAUACUUGGAACGCUUUUAAGAGAGAUUGAUGUCAACCAUGUUUUCUUCAUUUGAAACCAUUUUCUGAACUGUACUGGUUAAUAGAUUGAGCUUAAGAAUAGCUUAGGGCGUUUUGGGAUGAGUGAGUGUUAAUUAGACAUGCUGGUUAAUCAGGAGUCUGUGAUAGGGUGGCCAAAACAUGAUGUUUGGUUUACAUCAACAAUGGUUUUAUUUCAGACCCCCUUUUGUCCCUUUUUUAUAUAAAAUGUAUUGAUUUAUAAUAAAUAAAAACAGUGUUGGAUUUUUUUGACCAUAAAAAUCUCUAACUUCAAA